CAAAAUUUUAAAUUAUGAAUGUUUCUUCACAAAAUUUUGUUGGCAUGUAACAAAUAUAAAUCUAACAGCCUGCAAAUUCCGACAUCCAUGCAAAAUGGCCGACUGGAUUAAAGAAUCAGGUCCAUCUGAAACGAAUCGUCGGUCUUCUUCCCGGUUAAAGUUCUCUAAAUAGAACCACACGAGCAUGAGCCGAAGGAACGGUGACCGUGUGAAGUCAUCUCGAGUUGCAAACCAUGAUAUCCUCCUGCUGCCACCGCUCGCUACCCUCCUCUCUCCCAACGAGAACAAAUGCACAAAGCUUAUGCCACCGACGUUCGACAAUAUUUUUCGCCGCGGGCGACCGCUAUAACGUUCGCAGUGAGGCCGACAACAACGGAUCUUCGUUGAAGUUCGUUCAUCAGAUUCUGCUUCGAUCCCUAGCUGGGUUCCUCUCUCUGGCCUUGGUUUCGUCCAAUUAUCUUUCACCGCUUGAGGUGGUGUCAAUGCCUUCUCCUGCCGGCGUGUGCCAGGAAGAAGAAGCGGCGGGGGAUGAAGUUUCGUCGGCUUCGGUGACCAACGAGGAUCUCGUGGAGGAGGCGUGGGAGGUCGUUAAUGAGAGCUUCAUUGGCAACGUUGGUCACCGGGCUUGGUCGCCAGAGAAGUGGCUGAAGGAGAAAGAAUACAUCUUCCAAAACAACAUCCAAACAAGAUUCAGAGCUCACAAUGUGAUCCGGAAGAUGUUAGCUAGCCUUGGAGAUCCAUAUACUCGGUUCCUUUCUCCUGCAGAAUUCUCUAAGAUGGCAAAGUAUGAUGUUACUGGGAUUGGCAUUAAUCUGAGAGAAGUUCCUGAUGAGAAUGGUGUUGCAAAAAUCAAAGUUUUGGGUGUCAUAUUGGAUGGCCCAGCAAAUUCUGCUGGUGUAAAACAGGGUGAUGAGCUCUUAUCCGUCAAUGGGCUCGAUAUCAGGGGGAAGUCUGCAUUUGAAGUAUCCUCCAUGCUACAAGGUCCAAAGGAAACAUUUGUAACCAUUGAGAUCAGGCAUGGAGAUUGUGGCCUGACACAUUCUAUUAAAGUCCAAAGGCAAAAUGUUGCUCGAACUCCAAUAUUUUAUCGUCUGGAGAAACUGGGGAAGGGAAAUGUUCCUGUUGGAUAUGUACGCAUAAAGGAGUUCAAUGCAUUGGCAAGGAAGGAUUUAAUCAUUGCAUUGAAAAAACUUAUUAAUUCUGGUGCUUCCUACCUGGUUUUGGAUCUUAGAGAUAAUCUUGGUGGCCUUGUCCAGGCUGGAAUUGAGGUUGCCAAGCUUUUCUUGGACAAAGGAGAGACGGUAAUCUACACUGCUGGCAGGGAUACUGAAGUGCAGAAUACCAUCACUGCUGAAACUUCGCCAUUUUGUCGCCAUCCAAUCAUAGUUCUUGUGAAUAACAAAACUGCAAGUGCAAGUGAAAUAGUUGCAUCAGCAUUACAUGAUAAUUGCAAAGCUGUCCUUGUUGGGGAGAGGACUUAUGGCAAGGGACUGAUACAAUCCGUUUAUGAGCUCCUUGAUGGAUCUGGUAUGGUAGUCACUAUUGGCAAGUAUAUCACUACCAACCACAUGGACAUAAACGGAAAUGGAAUACUACCAGAUUUUUCUCGAUUUUCCAGCAUUAAAUGAAGUUUCAAACUACCUUUCCCGGUGCCAGAUGCAAAGGGUGGAACGAGUACAGGUUUGAAUUAAGCUCAGGUUUCACUCAAAAACCCAACGAGAUAAUCAGCCAUCUUUCUAGGCUAAAGUGUGGCUUGGUUGGAAGUUCAAUACUUACCGAAGGAUCCAUAGCAUAUUUCAUUUUUAGGUGUCUUGGGUAGUUACUGGUACUGUUCCUUGUCCAUUUGUAUAGUGGUUGAACAGGGCGCAGUGGUAUUGAGCAGAUAAAGCUAAAAACUAUUUUAAACUAGAAAAGUUUCAUUUACUGUCAUACUGUCUUUUGUUAUAACUUUAGCAGCCCCAUUUAUUUAUUUAUUUAUUUAUUUUA
Molecule: messenger RNA, 1986 nt
Organism: Phalaenopsis equestris
Lineage: Eukaryota; Viridiplantae; Streptophyta; Magnoliopsida; Asparagales; Orchidaceae
Product: carboxyl-terminal-processing peptidase 1, chloroplastic
Exons: 12
Coding region: 234-1628 (464 amino acids)
Biological process (GO): proteolysis
Molecular function (GO): serine-type peptidase activity; endopeptidase activity; protein binding
Source: RefSeq, a predicted model, not a curated record